UCCUUGUGCCGAUUCUACCUUACGGUCUCAGGCUCAACGCAUGCCGUCUGUUUCCCAUUUCUCCUCCUUCUCUGUCUUCCUCUCGCACGCAGCGCCAUUUCCUUCCUCCCUCCUCCUCUGUCGAAGCUUGGAUUUCUAGGCACGGUGCACAGGGGCGAAGCUUGGAUUUCUAGGCAUGGCGCACAGCGGCAGCGCCUCCUUGUCCGUGGUGUAGUCGGUGGCGACGGUGGGCGCCGAGGAGGCGGCGACGUUGAUGUUGAAGCCGGUGGCGGCCGUCGGGGACAAGGAUGCUGGCAUCGCUGGCCUGAACAGCAAGACGCACAUGAAGAUCCUACUGAAAUGGAUGACGGGGAGAAAUGUCGUGAAGCUGACCUGCGUGCACGUGGGCAACGCGAAGAAGUCCUCUACUCCCGGUCCACUGAAAGCAGCAGCAGCGCCGGCGCAUCACCGUCAUCCACAUCGGCCUCGCAGUGACGGUCAGUCGCCGUUAAGCCUUGGUGUGGUUCUUGAUGUUGCUUUGUAGAUCGAUGGAGGCUGCCUCCGGUCAUGGUGAUCCCAUGUUUAACCUUGAUGACGAACAUUGGAAAAAGCAUUUUGUUUUAUGGACUGGAAUAGUCUGCAAACAUCACGAUAGCAAUAUUGUUCUGCUGCUCAUCAGCUGAGGAUGCUGCCCUGUCCUGAACUCCUGAUUUUGCUUUUGAUCUACUAUGUGAUGAUUUGCUCUU
Zea mays is the source of this 725-nucleotide messenger RNA. RefSeq lists its product as uncharacterized. The record is from RefSeq and is a predicted model, not a curated record. Bases 254 to 523 code for a protein of 89 amino acids. The transcript has 2 exons. Lineage: Eukaryota; Viridiplantae; Streptophyta; Magnoliopsida; Poales; Poaceae.